GUUCUCCAUCGUACUCUUCGAGAGCACAGCAAGAGAGAGCUGAAGAACAUGGCGAACAAACACUUGUCCCUCUCCCUCUUCCUCGUCCUCCUUGGCCUGUCGGCCAGCUUGGCCUCCGGGCAAGUCCUCUUUCAGGGCUUCAACUGGGAGUCGUGGAAGCACAAUGGCGGGUGGUACAACUUCCUGAUGGGCAAGGUGGACGACAUCGCCGCCGCCGGCAUCACGCACGUCUGGCUCCCUCCGGCGUCGCAGUCCGUCGCCGAGCAAGGGUACAUGCCGGGCCGGCUGUACGAUCUGGACGCCUCCAAGUACGGCAACAAGGCGCAGCUCAAGUCCCUCAUCGGGGCGCUCCACGGCAAGGGCGUCAAGGCCAUCGCCGACAUCGUCAUCAACCACCGCACGGCGGAGCACAAGGACGGCCGGGGCAUCUACUGCAUCUUCGAGGGCGGCACCCCCGACGCCCGCCUCGACUGGGGGCCCCACAUGAUCUGCCGCGACGACCGGCCCUACGCUGACGGCACCGGCAACCCGGACACCGGCGCCGACUUCGGGGCCGCCCCCGACAUCGACCACCUCAACCUGCGCGUCCAGAAGGAGCUCGUCGAGUGGCUCAACUGGCUCAAGGCCGACAUCGGCUUCGACGGCUGGCGCUUCGACUUCGCCAAGGGCUACUCCGCGGACGUCGCCAAGAUUUACAUUGACCGCUCGGAGCCCAGCUUCGCCGUGGCCGAGAUAUGGACGUCGCUCGCGUACGGCGGGGACGGCCCCUGGACAUGA
This is a messenger RNA of Hordeum vulgare subsp. vulgare (domesticated barley), 777 nucleotides long. RefSeq names its product alpha-amylase type B isozyme-like. Bases 49 to 777 code for a protein of 242 amino acids. The record is from RefSeq and is a predicted model, not a curated record. NCBI's taxonomy places the organism in Eukaryota, Viridiplantae, Streptophyta, Magnoliopsida, Poales, Poaceae. The transcript has 3 exons. Gene Ontology annotation, biological process: carbohydrate metabolic process.